Molecule: messenger RNA, 1658 nt
Organism: Zophobas morio
Lineage: Eukaryota; Metazoa; Arthropoda; Insecta; Coleoptera; Tenebrionidae
Product: solute carrier family 35 member F2-like
Exons: 7
Coding region: 68-1264 (398 amino acids)
Biological process (GO): transmembrane transport
Cellular component (GO): membrane
Molecular function (GO): transmembrane transporter activity
Source: RefSeq, a predicted model, not a curated record
AUGGGGUUGUUUGGGGUGCCCCGCCCUUCUCGUCAAAACAAAUAAUUUCCGAUGAAUAAACAUCAUAAUGGGUGACGUUUCCGGUUUUUGUGAUAAAAUCGGCGACAACUUAUCCGAACUGGGAAAAUGGUGCGUCUGGCAGAACAUAAUUCUCGGCCAGUUCUUGUCAAUUCUGCUGUGCGCAAUAAACACGUUGGCUCAUUACAUAAACUCUGGCUCUUCUGGGGUGCUACCGACGGGCCAAUCUUUCCCUCAUUACAUGUUCUUGUGCGCCAUUUACACGAGUUGGCUUGCGUUUCGGAGGGGAGAGAAAGGUCUCAUUUCUAUUAUCAAAGCUAGAGGUUGGCGGUAUCUUUUGCUUUGUUUAAUAGAUGUGCAAGCUAACACCUUAAUGAGUACUGCUCACCAGUUCACAACUCUAACAAGUAUACAGCUGCUCGGUUGUGUCGCCAUCCCUGUAGCGUUGGCCUUAAGCUGUCUGGUGCUUGGUGUUCGUUACCGCAUGGUGCAUAUUAUCGCUGUAUCUGUGUGUCUCAUGGGGGUGGGGUGCCUUGUCUGGGCAAACAUCGAAGACACUAAGAUCGACGGUAAAAAUCAAUUAGUUGGAGAUAUGUUGUGUUUGGGUGGGGCUGUUCUUUUUGCAAUUGUGACUGUACUUCAAGAACUGUCUGUAAAAAAUACUGACAUUGUGGAAUACUUAGGACUGUUGGGAUUAUUUGGGAGUAUUCUCAGCGGCGUACAAAUGGUGAUUUUAGAAAAACAAACAUUAAUUACGUCUACAUGGCGAAGCUCAAGUGCACUACUUUCGUCAUUUUCCGCGUGUCAAUUCAUGUUUUGCACUUUUUCCUCGGUGUUUUUAAUAAAUAUGGGAACAACAGCCUUACACUUAUCCUUACUUUCAGGGAAUUUUUAUACACUAAUUGUAGGAAUUCUACUUUUUAAUUAUAAGUUCCAUGCCUUGUACUUUUUAUCUUACACACUAUCAAUGACCGGUGUUUACAUCUACGCCAUCAAGCAAACACCCGCUGCAUUACAAAGUAUGCCUUCUAAUCACACGACGCAACUCAAUAAUUCAACAAGAUCCGAGUGUCAAUUGAGAGAGCAUAUGAUUACCGAUAGCCCGCAGCGUACAACCGAGAUUCUCUCAGCAUUUGGGACGUUAAACAGUAACGACACUUUUCCCUUAAGCCACAGUACAAAUACCACAUUCACGUCUUUUUAUGGCAGUCAUGAUGUCUUGAAUACCCAAACCACCAGUGCAUAAAAACCGAGAUUUAGUACUAUGGCGCUGCUACACACACUUUGUUAAAUUUUAAAACAAAAGACAUCCUUUAUACAUCUGCAGCGACAAGAAAGUAUUCUACAAUACGUUAAAAAGUAACUGUCACAUAACGCAAAAGGACUGUAUUGUUUCAGCGAUAAGUGAUAUUCAGAAGAUGUUUCUCUGGAAUAAUAUGGAGGAGAAUGCCGCCAAUAUUUGAGGUGGGAUUUAGUGACAAAGGUGAAAAUAAAUGUUUAUAAAAAAAUAUGUGGGCACAUUAAUGAUUAAAUGCAUGAUAAAAAUUGGUGUCACUAAAAUACUCUGCAAUUACGCAGACUUCACUCACUGCCGAUCUUCCGCACUCUUUUCACUAAAUCCAACGUUCGUAAACGACUGU